CACUGUGUGUGACAUUAAACAUCUCUUUUUAAUGUGUUAAAUAUUAAAAAAGAAUUUAUUAUUUUACCAAGUACUUUUUCGAGAUCAUAACUAUCAAGUUGGUAAUGAUGCGAAUCAAGUUUUGCUAUUUCAGAACAUAUAUCUAUUAUGCCUAUGGAUUAUGUCGGAUUGCUUUAAGUCAGGUUAUGUCAGCAUGUUUAUGAAAAUGAUAGUAACACGAGCUUUUAUAAAUUAAAAUGACGGAGAAAUAAUUCUAAAAAAUUGCAUUAAACAUUGCAGGAACUAUUAUUUCUUACAUAUUGAAAAUUGAGUUUAUAUAAAUAUCAAAAUGGACGCGGACUUAUAUGAUGAGUUUGGAAAUUAUAUCGGUCCUGAUCUGGCUUCGGAGAGUGAGGAUGAAAAUGAAUAUGGUAAUGUUGGCGACGACAACGAAGAUAGAGAAAGAUCCGAUGAAGAAAUGGAAGAAGACAAGGAUGAAUCGCGAGAGCAAGCGGAGCAAGGAUCUUCUAUGGCAGUUGUAUUGCAUGAAGAUAAACGAUAUUAUCCUAGUGCAUUAGAGGUGUAUGGACCUGAGGUAGAAACACUUGUACAAGAAGAAGAUGCCCAACCAUUAGAUAAACCAUUAAUAGCACCUACCAGAAAAGCAAAGUUUCAAAUAAAGCAGCAGCAGCUGCCUGAAACCAUAUAUAGCAUCGAAUUUUUAGCAGACAUGAUGGAUGCGCCACAUCUCAUUAGAAAUGUAGUUUUAUUGGGACAUCUUCAUCAUGGCAAAACUACCUUGGUUGAUUGUUUGGUACAACAAACACAUCCUUAUCUACACAACAUAACUGAUGAGAAACCACUGAGGUAUACAGAUACAUUGUUUACCGAGCAACAAAGGGGCGUUUCCACAAAAGCAACACCCGUUACUCUUCUGCUACAAGAUGUUAAAUCCAAGUCAUAUCUUUUAAAUAUAUUUGAUACGCCUGGCCAUGUAAAUUUUUCUGAUGAGGCAACCGCAGCAAUCCGCCUAUCAGAUGGUGCAAUCUUGAUUGUUGACGCUGCAGAAGGUGUGAUGCUGAAUACCGAGCGUCUGCUUAAGCAUGCGAUUCAGGAAAAACUCGCUUUGACAGUUUGUAUAAACAAAAUAGAUCGUUUGGUAUUGGAGUUGAAACUGCCACCGUUGGAUGCUUACUACAAAUUGCGGCAUAUUAUCGAAGAAAUCAACGGGCUAAUAGCAUUGUAUUCUUCGGACACAGAGAAUCCUGGCUUUGUUUCACCCGCUGUCGGAAAUGUUUGCUUUGCUAGUUCCGAGUAUAACGUGUGCUUUACUCUGAAAUCGUUUGCCGCGCUCUACGCCAAGAACUAUCCUGGACUCAACGUCAAUGAAUUUGCUAAACGACUUUGGGGUGAUAUCUAUUUUAAUCCUAAAACACGAAAAUUUACCAAGAAACCACCGCAUAAUACGGCACAACGAAGUUUUAUCGAGUUUAUCCUGGAGCCUUUGUAUAAGAUAUUCGCACAAGUUGUCGGGGAUGUAGACACAACAUUGCCCGAUGUUUUGGACGAGCUCGGUAUACGAUUAACAUCGGAAGAAAUGAAAAUGAAUAUACGUCCAUUGCUAAGACUCGUUUGUACGCGAUUCUUAGGAGAUAUGUGUGGAUUAGUCGACAUGUGUGUCACUCAUGUACCUAGUCCGCAAGCACAUGCACCCAUUAAAGUACAGCAUGUCUACACUGGUCCGAUAGAUUCGCCGCUUGCACAAGACAUGGUUAAUUGCGAUCCAAAUGGAAGAUUGAUGAUUCAUAGUACAAAAAUGUACCCAACCGAAGAUUGCACUUUAUUUGUGGUACUUGGUAGAGUAAUGUCUGGUACAUUAGAAGCAGGGCAGCGUGUUCGCGUAUUAGGUGAAGCGUAUUCACGUACGGACGAGGAGGAUUCACGCGUUCUCACAGUGGGCAGAUUGUGGAUUAGCGAGGCGCGUUACUCGAUCGAGCUCAGUCGUGUACCUGCGGGUAAUUGGGUCCUCAUCGAGGGUAUCGAUCGGCCGAUUGUGAAGACUAGCACUAUCACAGAUCUUAACAAUUCAGAGGAAUUGCACAUCUUUCGGCCACUCAAGUUUAACACUCAGAGUGUUAUUAAAAUCGCUGUCGAGCCGGUCAACCCAUCCGAAUUGCCGAAGAUGUUGGAUGGUUUGCGAAAGGUAAACAAGAGCUAUCCACUGCUGGGCACACGAGUGGAGGAAAGUGGCGAGCACGUCGUGCUGGGAACUGGCGAACUAUACCUCGAUUGUGCGAUGCACGAUUUGCGUCGCAUGUAUUCCGAGAUCGACAUAAAGGUGGCCGAUCCGGUAGUUGCUUUCGCGGAGACUGUUGUGGAGACCAGUUCUCUCAAAUGCUUCGCUGAAACGCCGAAUAAACGGAAUAAAUUGACGAUGAUAGCGGAGCCGCUCGAGAGGGGUCUUGCCGAAGAUAUAGAAGCCGAACACGUUCGUAUUACAUGGAAUAAAAAGAGACUUGGAGAGUUUUUCCAAACGAAAUAUGAUUGGGACUUGUUAGCAGCGCGAAGCAUAUGGGCGUUCGGUCCCGAUUCUACAGGGCCUAACAUUCUAGUGGAUGACACUCUACCUUCUGAAGUAGACAAAACAUUGUUGAACAGUGCUCGCGAUGCUAUCAUUCAAGGCUUUCAAUGGGGAACUCGCGAAGGACCGUUAUGCGAAGAACCAAUCCGGAAUGUUAAGUUCAAGAUACUUGACGCAGUUAUCGCGCAGGAGCCACUUCAUAGAGGAGGUGGACAAAUCAUUCCUACUGCCAGACGCGUCGCGUAUUCCGCUUUUCUCAUGGCAACUCCGCGUCUAAUGGAACCGUACCUGUUCGUCGAGGUACAAGCGCCCGCGGACUGUGUGUCUGCUGUCUAUACCGUUCUGGCGAAACGGCGAGGUCACGUAACGCAAGAUGCCCCCGUCCCGGGUAGUCCGUUAUAUACGAUCAAGGCAUUCAUACCAGCAAUCGACAGUUUCGGCUUCGAAACCGAUUUACGAACGCACACCCAAGGACAGGCAUUUUGUCUGUCCGUUUUUCAUCAUUGGCAGAUUGUACCCGGAGAUCCUUUGGAUAAGAGCAUCACCAUCAGACCGUUGGAACCGCAGCCAGCCACCCAUCUUGCCAGAGAGUUUAUGCUAAAAACGCGAAGACGAAAGGGACUAUCCGAAGACGUAUCCAUCAACAAGUUCUUCGAUGAUCCUAUGCUGCUCGAGUUGGCCCGACAAGACGUACUACUAAAUUAUCCUCUUUAAUUUAAUAAGUAAAUAUUGCAUACAAAUGAUAAUGUAUAAGAUAUAUAAUUAAACAU
Pogonomyrmex barbatus (red harvester ant) is the source of this 3330-nucleotide messenger RNA. Its product is annotated as 116 kDa U5 small nuclear ribonucleoprotein component. Gene Ontology annotation, biological process: mRNA splicing, via spliceosome. The record is from RefSeq and is a predicted model, not a curated record. Gene Ontology annotation, cellular component: cytosol; U4/U6 x U5 tri-snRNP complex; U2-type catalytic step 2 spliceosome. NCBI's taxonomy places the organism in Eukaryota, Metazoa, Arthropoda, Insecta, Hymenoptera, Formicidae. Gene Ontology annotation, molecular function: GTP binding; U5 snRNA binding; GTPase activity.